Messenger RNA from Monoraphidium neglectum, 4329 nucleotides. RefSeq lists its product as hypothetical. NCBI's taxonomy places the organism in Eukaryota, Viridiplantae, Chlorophyta, Chlorophyceae, Sphaeropleales, Selenastraceae. Gene Ontology annotation, molecular function: protein serine/threonine kinase activity. Gene Ontology annotation, cellular component: cytoskeleton; cytoplasm. The coding region runs from base 1 to 4329 and encodes 1442 amino acids. Gene Ontology annotation, biological process: peptidyl-threonine phosphorylation; actomyosin structure organization. The record is from RefSeq and is a predicted model, not a curated record. The transcript is spliced from 12 exons.
AUGUGGCAGCAGGCUGGAGCGCACCGCUGGAUUGCAGCCUGCUUCUGUGAUUGCUUUGACGAGCCGCCCCUGUCGGACCGACGCACGCCCCCGCCGGCAUCGCGCGCCGCGUCGGCGUCCCCGGUGCUGCGGCCCGGCGGCGCCGCUGCGGCGUCGCCGGCGCCCGUGCGGCGCCCUGGGAGGCUGGCACAGGCGGCGAAGGCGAGGAGCAAUGAGAUAGAGGAGGAGGAGGACACGGGCGGGGCCGACGGGGCGUCCGCCGCGGGCGCCCUGUCGCGCGGCGUGAGCAGCAGCGGCGGCGGCCUCGCGCUCAAAGCGGCGGCGGCGACGACACCGGGGCGCGGCGUGGGCGCGGGCGCAGCGGCUGCGCCGGCGGCGGCUGCUGCGGCGGCGCGGCCGGCGGCGAGGAAGGUGUCGCGGAAGGAUGACGACGAUGACAUCAGCGAGAUGUCACUGACGGACGAGGAGGCGGCCGCACUGCCCUCCGCUGCCCAGGAGUACUCGCCCCCCGCCAAGGCCGCCGGCCGCGGCGCCUCCGGCAGCAGCGGCGGCAGGGCCGCGGGCCGCACGGGCUCGCUCGGCGCGGCGGGCAUGGCGGCGGCAGGGGCGGCGGCGCGGGAGCGGCCGGAGCGCAAGGAAGAAAAAUACGAGGGCGAGCUCAAGCCGCUGCUGCGGGACGCCAAGGCGCUCCUGGCCGGAAAGCUGAGCGCCGCCGUCGCCGCGGCGCGCAGCGGCAUCGCGCGCCGCAGCUCGGCCGACUCAGACGGCGAGUCCAGCGGCUCCGACGGCGGCGGCCGUGCCGGGAAGAAAGAGGAGCCGGUCUCGGCGUCGCGCGCGUCGCUGCGCGACGCGCUUGCGGUCGCGCAGGAGCGGCAGCGGGAGCGCGAGCAGGGGCCACGCGGAGGCGGCGGCGUUGGCGGCGGCGGCGGAGGCAAGGGGGCGGGGGCGUCAGCGGCCGCGCCGGCGGCGCUGUCGGAGGACGAGGCUCGCAGCGCCCUGUUCAGCGUCGGCGGCGGCGGCAGCAGCGGCUCGUCCAAGGCCAAGCCGGCCGCGCUGUCGCGGGCCAGCAGCGGGGGCGCCAGCGGCAGCCGGGCGGGCGGCAAGGCGGCUGAGAAGACAGAGGACGAGUUGAGGGCCGAGCUCUUCGGCCCUGGCCCCAGCCCCAAGCCGGCGGCAAAGCAGCCCUCGGGCGGCGCGAAGAAAGCAAAGGAUGCGGAUGCGGGCGCAGCCAAGAAGGGCAAGGAGGCGGAGGCGGCGGCUGGAAGCAAGGAAGGCGCCGCGCCGCCGGCGAGCGGGCGCCGCGGGUCGCUGCUCGAGCGGCUGCAGCCGGCGGCGGCGGCGGCGGCCGCGCAGCAGCGGCCGGUGGCAGAGGCAAAGGGCUCCGCGCAGCGGCCGGCUGCGUCGCUGUCUGCCAGCGGCGACAGCGACGACCAGGGCUCAGAGGCGGAGGCGCCGCCGGCCAAGGCGGCAGCCGCCCCAGCCCGGGGUGCCCGCGGUGGCGCGGCGGCAGCCUCGGCAGCGGCCGGCGCGGCAGCUGCGGCUGCGGCCGGCGCGGCGGCGGGCGGGGAAGCUGCGGCGCAGCUGCGGGCGGAGAACGAGAAGCUGCGCGCGCAGCUGGCGGUGCUGCGGGACCAGGCUUUCAUGAGCGACACGGCUCGGGCGCGCGCGCAGGUGUCCUCGGCUGACGACGCCAAGCGGCAGGCCAGGCUGCGGGAGGAGCGGCUGGCGUCUGAGCGCGACGAGGCCAGGCAGCAGGCGGAGGAGUUGCAGGAUCAGUUGAAGGAGGCCGUCGCGGCCUCUAUCGAGGCGGGCGACGCAGCAGAGCUGCAGUUGGAAGUCGAGGAGCUGAGGCGCCAGAUCAGCGAGCAGCAGCGCCAGCACGACCUCCAGAUCGCGGCGGCGGAGGCGGCGGCUUCCACAGCGCGGCGCGAGUCGGCGGCAUCUGAUGGGGGUGGUUUGGAAGCUGCCGUGCAGCUGCGCGCGCGCUGCGAGGACCUGGAGGGCCUGCUGCACGACGCGCGGGCUGAGGUCGCUGAUUUGAACGAGCAGGUUGCGCAGGCCCGCGGCCAGAUCUCAGAGCAACAAGGCCAGAUCGCAGACCUCGAAGCCAAGGUCGCCGAACGGGAAACCCAACUCACAGCCGCCGCGGCAGGCCGGGAGGCGGGCGGCGCGGCGGAGGCGCGCGCGGCCGAGCUGCAGCGGCGGCUGGCGGAGGCUUUGAAGCAGGUUGAUGAGAGUGUUGCCAUGGCCACCAGGGCGGAGGGACAGAAGCGGGAGCUGCGGGAGCAGGUCGUGGCGCUGACAAAGCAGGUCGAGCUGCUGUCGAAAACCCGCGGCGCCGCCGACGGCGGCGACCCCGCGCCCGGGACGCCCACGCAGCAGCAGCCCUCCACGCCCACCGCCCGCCGCCUGCUCGGCGGCGCCGCCGCCGUCGCCGACGGCGCCGCGGCGCGCGCGAGCGGCGGCGGCCGACAGGGCGCUAGCCCCGCGGACGACGCGGCCGCGCCCAGCUUGCGGCGGCGCGUGGCGGAGCUGGAGCGGCAGAGGGACGACGCGCUCGCGGCCCUCGUGGCCGAGGCGCGGCCAAUGCUGAAAGCCCCGGCGGUCCUCGGCCAGCUGAAUGCAGAGGUCGCGGCGGAGGUCAAGGAGGCGGCCGACGCGGCCGGGCUGGAGGCGGCAGGUGCUGAGCAGCUGCUGCAGGCGCUGCUGGCGCUGAGGGCGGGCGCGCUGGCGCUGCGGGCUGGCGAAGAGGCGCAGCGGGGCCUGCAGGACAAGGUCAAACUGCUGCGCUCCCUGGUGGACGAGGCGGGCGCGCAGCAGAAGGCCCCUGCAUUGUCAACCCAGUCGGCGCGGGCCGAGCAGCAGCUUCGCGCCGAGCGCGACGGGUUGUCUGCUGACAAGGCCAGGCUGGAGCAGGAGAUCGCCCGCCUGGCGCUGCAGCUGGCGGAGGCGAGGGACCAGGUCGCGGCGGCCGAGGGGAAGCUGCUGCUGACGCAGCAGGGGGGCGGCGGCGGCAGCGAGUGCGGCGCGGCGUCGCCGCCGCUGAUACGCGCGCUGCGUGGAAGCGACGGCGGGCGCGAGGCGGCGGCUGCAGCAGCGGCAGCGGAGGCGGCGGCGACGCAGGCGCAGCUGCUACGGGCGCAGGAAGAGCUGUUCUUUGCUCUGUCGGAAAAGGAGAAAGAGGUGGAGCACCUGCAAGCGCAGCUCGCGGCCGCUACUGCGAAACGGGCGGCCGCGGUCACGGACCCCGCUGCGCAGCAGGCAGCCGCCGAGGCCGAAGCCGCGGCGGUGGCGGCGGCAGCGGAGCUGCGGGCGGCGCGGGCGGAGGUGGGGCGUCUAGAAAGUGUGAGGGACAAGCUGGAGUCGAUGCUGACUGACUUUGAGGCGGAGGCCGCAGAGGAUCAGGGCAGGCUGAGUAAUGAGCUGGCUGCAGCAGAGCGCCGGGCGGCCUCGGCAGAGCAGCGGCUCGCUGACGCGGGCCGGCGUCUCGCGGCGGCGGAGGGGGAGGCGGCGGCGCAGCGGCAGCUGCUGGCGGAGGCAAGGCAGCAGCUAGAGCAGCAGCAGCAGCAGCAGCAGCAGCAGCAGCAGCAGCAGCAGCAGGCGGCGGCGGCCACAGCAGCGGCAGCGGCAGCAGCAGCAGCGUCGGCGGGCCUCGUCCCCUCACCGGCCAUCCUGCAUCAGGGCAACAGCGACCGCACCGCCGAGGCCGAGGCCGCCGCGUCCGCGCUCAAGGCGCGCGUCGAGCAGCUGCAGUCCAAGGUGGGGCAGCUGGAGGGCAGCUGCCGCGUGCUGGAGCGGGAAAAGUCGGAGCUCAAGCAGCGGCUGGCGGAGGAGGCUGAGGACCGCGCCGCCCUGGAGGAGCGCGUGCGCGAGCAGCUGGAUGAGGCCGGGGAGGACAUGGCCCAAGAGGCAGUGGCGGGGUGGGAGGCCAAGUACUCGCGCCUCAAGGGGCGGUACAGGGAGCUCCAGGCUGCGGGGCGCGAGGAGGUUGACGCGCUGCACGACGAGCUCGCGGCAGCGCACGAGGCGCUGGGCCAGCUGGAGGCGCAGGUCGCGGCCCUGGAGGGCUUCAGGAACGCGGCCACCAAGGGGGAGGCGGCGCUGGCGGAGACCCUGCAGGCCAGCAGCCGCGCCACGGGGGACCUGUCGCAGGCCAAGCGCGAGAACGAGACGCUGAUGCAGGAGCUGGUCACCCGCAAGCUGGAGCUGGCCCUGCUGAGUGAGAAGGAGGUCAUCGCGCGGCGCGAGCUGUACAAGGCCAAGGAAGCCAACAUGAAGCUGGCCAGCAAGCUGACUAAGAUGGAGGCCGCGGUCUACUCGCGGCGCUAG